AUGGGGAAAAUUCUUGAUGACAAAAAAAGGCUGGAGGAUUAUUUAAGUCAUUAUUACAAGGACUUGCUUUUGAAUGGCAAGCCCAGUUCAUCCGGAUAUGACAGUAGGAAGGAUGGGUCUGGAAGUACGAGUGGGAUGACCAGAGAAACGAACAUGAAAAAUGCUUCCAGCGCUUCCAAGGACAGCUUUCUUAACAUCCCUAUUACAAUUCAUGUGAAGAUAACAGAAAAGUCAAGCACCUCCAACAAUGGUAAGUUGAACUGA
Molecule: messenger RNA, 264 nt
Organism: Plasmodium fragile
Lineage: Eukaryota; Apicomplexa; Aconoidasida; Haemosporida; Plasmodiidae
Exons: 1
Coding region: 1-264 (87 amino acids)
Source: RefSeq, a predicted model, not a curated record